This is a messenger RNA of Perca fluviatilis (European perch), 1295 nucleotides long. RefSeq names its product interleukin 11a (gene il11a). The transcript is spliced from 5 exons. The record is from RefSeq and is a predicted model, not a curated record. Gene Ontology annotation, cellular component: cytoplasm. The coding region runs from base 366 to 968 and encodes 200 amino acids. Gene Ontology annotation, biological process: positive regulation of MAPK cascade; positive regulation of cell population proliferation. NCBI's taxonomy places the organism in Eukaryota, Metazoa, Chordata, Actinopteri, Perciformes, Percidae. Gene Ontology annotation, molecular function: growth factor activity; cytokine activity.
AUUGGACUUACCACACUCGCAUCCCUCUCUCUGCAUUUCUCUCUCUCUCCAAACUGUCUAAGUGUCUCUCUGCCUUCAGCACUCCAUAAAGACUACAAGGGCUCAUCUCAAACUUUACCAAAGACAGAAAGUUUGAAUACUUUUACCUUCCUUUUCUCUCUCUCUCUGUCUGAGUGCCUCAGUCAUCACUCUGCUCUCCCAUUCAUCCUCUCUCGUCCUGACAACUUUCCUCCUCACUCUGACUGAAGAGUGCGAAGAAGAAACCGGAGCACGUGACAAUUUCCGGAGUUCAAUUUAUUUAUUUAUUUUCUAUUUAUUUAUUUAUCUGUUUGCUGGUUUACCCAUCCCUUGGAUCCGAACCAAAUAUGAAAUUGCUGCUGGACUCCUCCUCGUCGCUCCUCUUCUCGCUGCUAUUGGCCCAGCUGCCCGUGUUCACGUCUGCCUCUCCAGUACCACAGCGGCGGCCCACUGACAUGGACAAACUGUCCAAUCAGACCAAAAAUCUAAUGAAGCUCACCCAAGAACUGCUGAGGGAGCAUGCAUUUGACUCAGACGUGGAGCCUCACAGGUUCAGGUCUCUGCCAGAAAUGAGCAACAGAUCAGCCAAUGACCUCAACAAUCUUGAGCUGAAGCCCACACUCUCUCAGCUGCAUGCUGACCUGAAGCUGUAUGAGCACCACUUUGAGUGGCUGAACAAGGUCUCAAAGAAGCACCACCACCCUGCGCUUCCCAAGCUGGUAGAGAUGAUCAGAGAAAUGAAAUCUCUCAUCAAUCUGCUACACCGUCAGAUGUUGAGAGUUGAAGCACCAAGGCUGACUCAGGCAACCCCCUCCCUCCCCCCUCACCUCCCCUAUCAGUUUGAUGUCUUGCAGUCCAGCCAUGAGCUUCUUCAACACUUCAAACUCUUCUGUGAUUGGGCAUACAGAGCAUUCAUCAGCCUCAAGCCCAAAGUCUCUGCAGUACAAUGACGAUCAAAACCCAUUCAUUCAUUUCCUCUCAACUACAUGGCUGCAGAGCCAGUGAGGACACAUGGAAUCCGCCUCAGCCAAAGGGGAAUUAGGACCAUGUCAGUGUGCACUGUAGUCAACAGCAUCCCUUAAAAGGCCCAAACGUCAACUAAUGACAUGUGUGUUGAAGAAUGUGUUUCCAUCAGAGCCAAUAAAGAUGAGCUAUACUGCAGCCAGUUACAACCAUUAAAGGCCCGGACAAACAGAGCCGAUAAUCGGCGGUUGGACAGUCUGGCGAGGUCAGUGACUCAAGUCUGUUCGGUGUGUUCCGUGCCGUCGUCCGUCCGA